AUGGCUUCGUUCCACAACCCGUUUGCUUCGAUAGGGGACUACCGAGACAAGUCUGGAGGCCUUGCAGAUCCUGACGAGGUAUCGUACUCGUAUCUGAGUGGGAUACCAGACGUAAGAACCCUCUUAGACCCUCGAGUCACCAUCAUCUUCAAGAACUUGCUCAAGAAGGAUGCAGUCACACGUGAUAGAGCCCUGAACGAGUUUAUCGAUUUCACGUAUUCGGGCCAGGAAAUAGAUGAUGAAACGCACCUUGCCUUCAUUCAAAUCUAUUCAAAGUUUUCGAUCGACGUUCUCCCGAGCGUCCGCCAAAAGGCUCACGUUGCGCUCAAGUCCCUCUACUCGGUCCUCGGCAAGCGAUCUACAAAGCAUCUACAGUCGUCAGUCGGGCCAUGGCUUGCUGGAACACAUGAUCCCGACCCUACUGUUAGUGCUGCUGCCGAAGAAGCCUGGACCAAAGUGUUUCCAGGUAAACGAGAUCUUGUGAUCAAUAAAAUGCGUCAACCGUUGAUAGAUUUUGUGGACAAUGUGUUGACGGGUAUAACGCCGACGACCAUAAGUGAUAUGAGGUACAUCUCAACCGAAGAUGCUGAUCAGAAGUACUAUCGUGUGGUCAAAACUGCUGUUGACAUUAUUGCCUCUGAGUUGCAUUUUGAAUAUGAUACCGAGGUUCCACACUUUUUGCUAGACGACUCGAUUUGGAAAUUCUUGACUAGCAAAAACCAGUACCUAGUCAAGUCAGUUCUAACGCUGGCUACACCGAUUUCGGCUUCGUUCACUCCUGAACAGCUAGCCGCGUUCUGGAAGAACUUGCUCAAAGCUCUUCGUUCCACGCCUCCGCAGGUAGCAGUGGACGUUUUGAAAUCAUUUGUUGAAAUCACCCGAAAGUAUCCUGACGUGUGGUUCAAGGGGGAGGUUGUGCCUUCUCUUGCGCAAUUUAUUGUCAAUUCGAGCACUAGUUCUCGAUCGAUUUGGCCUCAACUGUUCAACAUCUUUUUGAAGGAGAUUCCUGAAAGCAUUGGUUUCCAACAGGAAUCGACGGCGUCGCUGAUCCUCAAGUCAAUAAGAAAAGUGCUGCCCGAUGUUGUGGGAGAUGCAGAGGCUUCAGCGUGGGGCUGCUAUCUUGCAUUAUGCUCCAAACCUGGGGUGUUUAAAUACAUUGAGCAGGCAAUUGAUGCAACUGCAAAGCGAUGCCUGAAACCUGUGCUGCCUACGUUGUCUGCUUCAUUAGCAGCUCGGUUGAAAGAUCUUGCCAAGGUAGAUGGAAUUGAGCCCGUGGUUGCGAGAAAUUUGGACGGCAACGCCGGGUUUGCAAGAGUGAUUGCUGCCAGUGGUGUGUUUGAUGCUCAACUUCAAAAUGCCAUUGAAAGCCUACCUCCAAAGACAGUUGGCCAAAUUGUCGCGAUGAAGCCUGAUCUCAAGAUCGAUCUCAGUGAGUGGGAGCCUAGUCCUGAACUAUUGGAAGUUGCUCUGCAUUCAUCCACCAUCGACACAGACGCUGUAAUUGAUUGCUUGAUCCCAGAUUUUGCUUCGCUGGUCAUGGAAAAAGCUCGAAAGCUUUCUUGUGUCAACCGUAAUCUCUCCAGCUAUGUCGAUGAGACUUCUCCAUCUUCUCUUCGUGCUGCUAUUUUGGCCCAUGGCAGACUUAUUUAUGAUGAGUGCGCAAUUGAAUACGUCAAUGUGCUUUGUGAGUUGGCGUUAAUUCAUGAUGAUGCUCUAUUUGAACUCGGCAGAGCGGUGUCUGCAGACGAAGAGUUUUGCGUCCCUAUACUACGGGAGAGACACGACUUUUUGGCUUUUAUCAGCAAGUCCGAAAAUCGUUCUGCUGUGCGAAUCCGUGAAAAGCUUGUAUCACAGGACACUGUUGAAACUUUAUUGGCUGAGCUAGAGGGGCCGGUCUCGCCUGAGGAACUGGAUAUGCUCAUUGAGCGUGCUGUUAAAUUGGCAGGCGAUACUGAUUCUGCUAAAGCAAUACUAUAUUGCAACGAAGAGUGGCUCAGUGAUGCGGCUUUAUCUAUUGAGAGGCAAAGUCAAUGGGUUUACGAAAUUGAUUGCUGGCAUUUGACCCGGUUUGAACAGCCCACGGAAUGGUGGCCAGUUGUCAGCCGAGCUUUCUUUAUGUUCCAUGUUUACAAACAAGUGAAAGACAAACUGUUUGGUGUUGAUCGUUUGAAGGUCAUGACCGAGUGCAUUUUGGUCGCAUCAGCCUGUGUUGGUCACGUAUUCAUCGAUCGAGAAUCUGCGCAGACAGAUUUGUGCAAGUCGUAUUUGGCUGAAUUUGAGACGUUUGCGAUAGAUGACCCAUUGUUCGAAUCAGCGUUGUGGGAGAUGACUGAAGGAUUUGGUCCAAGGACUUUCCAUGCUGUACAAACAUGCAGCCAUUUUAUGAGUGAGGAAAGGUUAGUGCAGCUUUCUCAGUCGAGUAGGGAUAGUUUCGCCAUCAAGUCGCUACGGGCUGCCCUAAUUGCUCAGAACAGCGCCAUCGAGCCGGUUCCCUGGUACACGCGGUACCAAAACGACCUGGUCGAUGAUCUCAACCUGUUUACUAUUGCAAUGGCUGAUGUUGCUAUUAUUGGUGAAAAACUGCAGGACAAGUUGCUGGAAAAGAUAAUGAGCGCGACUGGAUCAGAACUUGUGGAGUUUCUCAAAUUGUUGCACCAACUAGAGUAUUACCCUUCAAAUGAGCUUGUAAAGUACGCUUUGAACGGGGGCCUAGAAUCCCAAUUUGCGAUCCUUCAAAUGAUUGACCCAGGGGAGUACUCCGCUGAGAUUGCUGAGGCUGCUUGCCGGCUUCUGCCAGACUCUUCACAAUUUGACAGGCAAGUCCAUGGACUCUACCUAAAACAUGCCAAAGGUGCUCUUGCCGAACAUGUACAGGUAAAAAUUGGCUCUCUCUAUAGUCUCAUUGAGGUGCAGGGUGACACAUUGCCAUGGGUGGCUUAUGGGUAUCUGCACCAAAACCUGGUUCAUUUCUAUCACGACCAGCUUUUGGGAUCCGAUCUAGAGAACACCAAUAUUUCUUCGCACCUACAAGCGAUGCUGAGAGAUCCUAAACAGGAGCAUAAUCAUGUUGUUUGGCUUCUGUUCAUGGCGUAUGUUACAGAGUACGUGGAGGUUACCAAUACAGUCGAUCGUAAGGUUCGUCCCGCCAUAUCGGUGUUUGCUGAAUAUGAGAAGGUUUAUCAGCAAAUUUUGAAAUUUAUCAGUCUUCAACUUGAGAAUGUCACUCGUAUUGAGCUUGCUGAGAUCAAAGCCGAGGAGUUGCCUUCAGAAAGUGGACUAUCACUGGCCGUGCACUUGCUGUAUACCAUGAGCAUGUCUCUAGGAUCGGUAGUGCGAAGCUGGUAUCGGGACGUACGUGAUCGCCGCCUACUGAAGAAUAUUGAGGAUACUCUGCAAGUUGCUGUCGUGCCUGCAGUUUUGCGCACCGUCGCCCACACCGCCCGUACCAUGCGGGAGCACGGACAGCUCGAAGGAACGUCUGUCUCUGAGCAAUUGCGGGAGUUCCGGGCUCUGGUGGAACUUGACGAUCAUUCGGUUGAGAUUGUGGUACAUCUGCCGAACCUGUAUCCCGCCAAGUCCGCGUCGGUCGAAAUCAAAAAUUUGGUGGGCGUGCCCGAGGCUAAGCGGCGGGCGUGGGUGCUUGAGGCCGAAUUUACUGUUCAAAAUGGUGCCAUCAUUAGUGCUAUGAGGGGACUGAUCUUAAAACUAAGCAACUUCUUGGAAGGAAUCGAGCCAUGUGCCAUUUGCUACCAGGUUGUACUCAAUGGCAAGCAGCUUCCAAACAAGAGUUGCUCCACAUGCCACAACACAUACCACACAGACUGUCUCUUCAAGUGGUUCAACAGUAACAAAUCAAGACUGUGCCCGAUGUGUCGGUCGUCAUUCUAG
This is a messenger RNA of Wickerhamiella sorbophila, 3888 nucleotides long. RefSeq lists its product as hypothetical. Gene Ontology annotation, molecular function: ubiquitin protein ligase activity; ribosomal large subunit binding. The record is from RefSeq and is a predicted model, not a curated record. Gene Ontology annotation, biological process: rescue of stalled cytosolic ribosome; ribosome-associated ubiquitin-dependent protein catabolic process. The transcript has a single exon. The coding region runs from base 1 to 3888 and encodes 1295 amino acids. Gene Ontology annotation, cellular component: RQC complex; cytosol. Lineage: Eukaryota; Fungi; Ascomycota; Dipodascomycetes; Dipodascales; Trichomonascaceae.